Messenger RNA from Lodderomyces orthopsilosis Co 90-125, 213 nucleotides. RefSeq lists its product as uncharacterized. NCBI's taxonomy places the organism in Eukaryota, Fungi, Ascomycota, Pichiomycetes, Serinales, Debaryomycetaceae. The record is from RefSeq and is a predicted model, not a curated record. The transcript has a single exon. The coding region runs from base 1 to 213 and encodes 70 amino acids.
AUGUUUAAAAGAGCAUUUUACAAAGGCGCGUCUACCAUAACCAAAACUAACACGCCUAGCGUGAAGGUUGCUGGUCCUGAACUUACAAAUAAAGCCGGUCAACAAGGAUCGUUCAGAUCCUUUGCUGAAUACCGGCUAAGGAUGACCAACCAAUCACCCUUGGCUGUUAGAGCUAAAAAUUUCAAUUCCACGUUGAGAACAACUCACCACUGA